Molecule: messenger RNA, 4676 nt
Organism: Myotis lucifugus (little brown bat)
Lineage: Eukaryota; Metazoa; Chordata; Mammalia; Chiroptera; Vespertilionidae
Gene: MYOM3
Product: myomesin 3
Exons: 36
Molecular function (GO): protein binding
Source: RefSeq, a predicted model, not a curated record
AUGGCUCAUCCGCUCAAGCGGGCGUCUGGUUUCGGGGAGGCCCAGGAGCGCCGCCAGGAGGAGGAGCAGAAGGAGCAGCGGCAGCACAGCCUGCACAUGGGCUCCUCGGUGCAGAGGCGGACCUUUCCGCAGCAGGAGGAGUACCAGUUCAGCGCCGCAGACCACGCCCUCGCAGCCGCCCUGGCCCUCACAGCCUCCUACGAGAUGUCUUGGGAGGCCCAGCUGAGGCGCCAAACCUCUACCGUGGAGCUGGAGGAGCGAGGGCAGAGGCGCGUGGGCUUCGGCAAUGACCUGGAGAGGACGGACAUCGCCUUCCUCCGGACCCAGUGGCUGCUGCGCCAGAGCCGCGACCGGAAGGCGCUGAGACGGCGGACAGAGGAGAAGGUUCGGGAGGCCAAAGAGCUGAGGGAGCUGUGUUCCGGCCGCGGGCCCUGGUUCUGGAUCCCACUUCGCUCCCACGCUGUCUGGGAGCGCACCACGGUCCUGCUGACCUGCACCAUCCAGGCCUCGCCGGCACCCCAGGUCACCUGGUACAAAAAUGACAUGCAAAUCGAUCCCCGCCUCUUCCCGCCUGGGAAGUACCGAAUCACCAACAACUACGGGCUGCUGACCCUGGAGAUUAGGAGGUGCACCAUGGAGGACACGGGCACCUACACGGUGAAGGUGAAGAACGCCUACGGCCAGGCCUCCUCCUUCGCCAAAGUCCUGGUCCGCACUUACCUGGGGAAGGAUGCCGGCUUCGACUCGGAGAUCUUUAAAAGACUGAUGUUCGGCCCCAACGUGGACUUCACCUCGGUGCUGAGACCGGUCUUCGCCCGCGAGAAGGAACCCUUCUCCCUGACCUGCUCAUUUUCAGAAGACGUAUUAGACGCAGAGCAGAACAUUCAGUGGUUCCGAGACGGGAAGCGGAUGAGGUCCUCAGGGCGCCGGCAGACCCUCUAUGCAGACCGCCAGGCGUCCCUGCAGGUGUCCUGCGCCUACAAGGAGGACGAGGGGCUCUACACAAUCCAGGUGCCUUCACCCCUGGGGCCCCGGGAGCAGAGCACCUACGUGUUUGUGAGAGAUGCUGCAGCAGAGAACAUGGGGGCCCCGGGCUCCCCACUGAACAUCCUGUGCCUGGAUGUGAACAGAGACUGCCUCAUCCUGACCUGGACCCCACCCAGUGACACUCGGGGCAGCCCCAUCACCGGCUACUCCAUUGAGCAGUGCCAGGGCGAGUCUGGGCAAUGGGUGCCCUGCCAUGAGGCCCCCGGCGGGACCUGUCGGUGCCCAAUCCAAGGUCUCGUCAAAGGCCAGAGCUAUCGGUUCCGGGUGAGAGCCGUCAGCAAGGCGGGCAGCAGCCUCCCCUCCAAGGCCUCAGAACCGGUUGUCAUGGGCGACCCCGAUGAAGCUCAGAGGAAGACAGAGAUCCCCUUUGACCUGGGGAACAAGAUCGUGAUCAGCACAGAUGAUUUGGAAGGCUUCGUGACCAUCCCCUCGCCUCCAACCAAUGUCCAUGCCAGCGAGAUCCGUGAGGCCUACGCGGUCCUGGGCUGGGAGGAGCCGAGACCCCGGGGCAGAGCUCCGCUGACAUACUCCCUGGAGAAGUCGGUCAUAGGCAGUGGCACCUGGGAGGCCAUCAGCACAGAAACUCCUGUGAAAUCCCCGAGAUUCGCACUGUUGGACCUGGAGAAAGGGAAGUCGUACGUCUUCAGAGUGCGAGCGAUGAACCAGUAUGGUGUGAGCGACCCCUCGGAGCCCAGCGAGCCCAUCGCCUUGCGGGGAAAGCCAGCGACCCUGCCUCCGCCAGCUCAAGUUCAAGCUCUCCGAGACACGCAGACCUCUGUCUCCCUGACCUGGGAUCCUGUGAAAGAAAGCCCAGAGCUCCUGGGGUAUUACAUCUACUCCCGGGAGGCAGGAUCGUCCGAGUGGCAAACAGUUAACAACAAACCCAUCCAGGGCGACAAGUUCACGGUUCCCGGGCUAAAGACGGGGAAAGAAUAUGAAUUUUGCGUCAGAUCAGUGAGCGAGGCUGGGGUAGGAGAGAGCUCAGCGGCCACCGAACCCAUCAGGGUCAAGCAGGCUCUGGCUACACCAUCUGCCCCCUAUGAUUUCAUCCUCCUGAACUGUGGGAAAAAUGAUAUGGUCAUUGGAUGGAAGCCCCCCAAGCGUCGUGGGGGUUGCAAGAUCCUGGGCUACUUCCUGGACCAGCAUGACUCGGAGGAGCUGGACUGGCACCCGGUCAACCAGCAGCUGGUCCCGACCCAGGUCUGCAAGGUCAGCAACCUUCGCGAAGGCCACUUCUAUGAGUUCCGUGCCCGGGCCGCAAACUUGGCAGGUGUCGGCGAGCUGUCGGCGCCCAGCAGCUUGUUUGAGUGCAAAGAGUGGACGAUGCCCCAACCAGGUCCCCCAUAUGACGUGCGAGCAUUCGAGGUGCGGGCCACCUCCCUGAUGCUGCAGUGGGAGCCCCCACUAUACACGGGGGCCGGGCCGGUCACAGGCUACCUCAUCAGCUUCCAGGAGGAAGGCUCCGAGCAGUGGAAGCCACUCACCCCAGACCCCAUCUCUGGCACCCACCUGAGGAUCUCUGACUUGCAGCCGGGGAAGCGGUACGCGUUCCAGGUGCAGGCUGUGAAUUCAGCUGGUCCGGGGCAGCCGUCCAUGCCCACCGACCCCGUGCUCCUGGAGGACAGGCCAGAUGCCCCGGAGAUCAAGGUUGGAGUGGAUGAGGAAGGCUUCAUCUACUUGGCUUUCGAAGCCCCCGGGGCCCCCGACUCCUCAGAGUUCCAGUGGUCCAAGGACUACAAGGGCCCGCCGGACCCCCAGAGGGUCCAGAUCGAGGAGGAAGCUAACAAGUCCAAGGUCAUCCUGAGAGACCCUGGCCUUGAGGACUUGGGCACCUACUCGGUGGUGGUCACCGAUGCCGAUGAAGACCUCUCAGCGAGCCACACACUGACUGAGGCAGAGCUGGACAAGCUGAAGAAGUUGAGCCAUGAGAUCAGAAACCCAGUGAUCAAGCUGAUCUCGGGCUGGAACAUUGACAUCCUCGAGCGAGGAGAGGUGCGGCUUUGGCUGGAAGUGGAAAAGUUAUCUCCGGCCGCUGAGCUGCAUCUAAUCUUCAACGGCAAAGGUGAUUCUCGGGUUUCUUCUCCCCAGGACCGCAAAAUCAAUUUUGAGCGAGAGAAGGGCCUGGUGGAAGUGAUCAUCCAGAACUUGUGUGAGGAGGACAAAGGGUCGUACACAGCUCAGCUCCAAGACGGAAAAGCCAAAAACCAGAUCACCCUGGCCCUGGUGGACGACGAUUUUGACAAACUUCUGAGGAAGGCAGAUGCUAAGAGAAGAGACUGGAAGAGAAAACAGGGUCCCUAUUUCGAGGAGUUCUUACAGUGGAAGGUCACGGAGGACUGCCAAGUGCUGCUGACGUGCAAGGUGACCAACACCAAGAAUGAAACCCGCUUCCAGUGGUUCUUCCAGAAUAAAGAGACGCCGGACGGUCAGUACGACCCGCAGACCGGAGCAGGGCUUCUCUGCAUCGAGGAGCUGUCCAAGGAGGACAUGGGAAUUUAUAGAGCGUCGGUUUCUGAUGACCGAGGGCAGGAUGAUACCAUACUGGACCUCACAGGGGAAGCCCUAGACGCCGUCUUCACGGAGCUGGGCAGGAUUGGUGUGCUCUCUGCCACCCCACUGGAAGUCCAGGGGACGGAGGAGGGGAUCCGGAUCCUCAGCAAGGUCAAAUACUACAACGUGGAGUACAUGAAAACCACCUGGUCCCACAAAGAGAAGCGCCUGGAGAGUGGGGACCGGGCGAGGGCUGGCACCAUGCUGGAUGAGAUCUGGCUCCACAUCCUGGAUCCCAAAGACUCAGACAAGGGCAGGUACACCCUGGAGAUAGCAGCCGGGAAGGAAGUCCGGCAGCUCUCAACCGACCUCUCGGGGCAAGCUUUUGACGACGCCAUGGCUGAGCACCAGAGACUGAAAGCCUUGGCCAUCAUCGAGAAGAGUAAGUCCACCAACAUUUCCGUUAGACGGCGAAUGCCCGGGGUUACUACAAGGAGCUGACCAAGCGUUCCCUUCCUGUCUUUCCAGACCCUGUGCCUGACCUGCGUCAUCUCAGGAGACCCCGCCCCUGAAAUUUCUUGGCUGAAAAAUGACCAGCCUGUCACCUUCCUUGACCGCUACCACAUGGAGGUUAGGGGGACAGAGGUCACCAUCACCAUCGAGAGGGUCAACAGUGAGGACAGCGGGCGCUACGGCGUCUUUGUCAAGAACAAGUAUGGCUCCGAGACAGGCCAGGUCACCAUCAGCGUGUUCAAGCACGGGGAGGAGCUCAAGGUGCUGGAGAAGAAGUGAUCAGACACAGCCAGGAGAGGAGGGUGGGGUGGGUGGAUACACCGCAGUGGAGCAACAAAGACCAGGGUGGGGUCCCCUCCAGGAGAGUAGGAUCAUCCCUGGACUUGGAAUAAGAUACCUCUGAGCAAGACCCCAUUUCAGCUCUACAGUCUCCAUCAGCCUUGCCUUUCUCAUCAAUCAAACAGGAAUUCCUACUCCUAGGGAUUGUUUAUGAAAACCCUUUUAUAAACCGUACUAGAGGCCCAGUGCACAAAUUCGUGCACAUUGAAAGGAAAUUAAUUAGAAGAAAUAUUUUAGAGGCCGGAGAGGGACUGCGGGAGAUUGGCUCCUGGGCAUGUCUGGCCCAU